Melitaea cinxia (Glanville fritillary) is the source of this 3138-nucleotide messenger RNA. RefSeq names its product titin-like. Gene Ontology annotation, molecular function: protein serine/threonine kinase activity; ATP binding. The transcript is spliced from 10 exons. The record is from RefSeq and is a predicted model, not a curated record. Gene Ontology annotation, cellular component: cytoplasm; nucleus. Lineage: Eukaryota; Metazoa; Arthropoda; Insecta; Lepidoptera; Nymphalidae. Bases 133 to 3027 code for a protein of 964 amino acids. Gene Ontology annotation, biological process: positive regulation of apoptotic process; intracellular signal transduction; protein phosphorylation.
GGAGUAACGACUAUUUUAGAGAAUACAAAGUAACAUGAAAGUUUCUUAAUUAUUUUCGUAAUUAAGAUAUUUCACGUUAAUCUUGUCAUAUAAACAUUUGGUAAGAUAAGACUUAAUUUGACAAGUUUAUCUAUGACCUAUGAAAACAAUUAUUAUAUGGGAAAUAUGGAAAUAGAAGAACCCUUACAAGAUGUUGUUACCGACGAAUUUUCGUGUGCUAUAUUUGAGUGUAAAAUAAGUGACUGUUCGGAGCAAUGCGUGUCAUGUAGAUGGUACAGGGAUGGGAAACAUAUAGAAUCAUCACGCAAAUUUAAAAUAACGUGCAAUGGAAAAUUCCAUCGGCUAGAAAUAAUUUCUCCUACAACUCACGAUCAAGGUGUUUAUGUAAUUUUACUAAAAAACCAUUUAGGUGAAGUAUUUUCUAAGGCAAAUUUAUAUGUAAAGCAAAUUAAAGAAAGCGAUAUUUACAAUGAUGUUCUUAAUUUAAAACCAAUGCAUAAGCGUUUUCAUGUUGUCAAGCAUUUGAAAUGUAUAAAAGUACUAGUUGGCGAUACCAUUGAAUUAGAAGCCGUUUUUAGUUGUGACGCUUUAGAAGAUUAUGUAUGGUUUAAAAGUAAUAAUUUAUUACUACAAAAUGAACGUAUGAUAUUAUUAAAUGAUAAAAGGACGACCACUCUUUCGAUAUUGUGUGCAAAAGAGACAGAUUCUGGUAUUUAUCACGUGGUAUCAAAGUCUGAAUAUGGUAUUGCGUCAACUUUUGCAAGUGUUGUAGUAGUAAAUGUGGACUUAAAUACUUUAAAUAUUAGCGAAUUAGUGCCCUGCAUAGAUGAGACUUUACCCGAAGAAUUGGAAGUGAACGAAGGAGAAGAUCUAAGACUCACGUGUAAAGCUUCGUUCGAUGUAAACACCACAAUAUAUUGGUCUAAAAAUGGAGAAAUAAUAGAAGAAAAUAAAAAUAUAGUAACAGAGUACUAUAACAAUAGAUACAUUUGCUUAAAGAUAGAAAAUGUUUCCUUAAAUGACGGUGGUGAAUAUUCAAUCGUUUUGUUGGAUAAUAUCACAGGUCAAAAAGAUUCAUCAACUUGUUUUUUAACGAUCAACGAAAUACCAAAAGAAAAACGAUGUUUAGUGCAGGUAAAGCAAGCAUUAAAACCAGUUAUGACUUGCUUUGGAACAAGAAUUUCAUUCAACUGCACUUUUGCUAUAGAUGACCCAAGAUUUUAUUACGUAGUGUGGUAUGUUGGUCAUUUUAGAGUUGAACGAACAAAUCACAAGUUUCACAUGAUGCAUAGCGGUGGAGAAUUCUAUCUAGUUAUUAAACAAGUUGAACCAGGAAUGAGUGACCAAGUUAUCUGUGAACUUCGUAAAGCGCUACCUAAUAGAAAAUCUAUUUUAAGUAUUAGUACUGCAACUACUCUUACUAUUGUACCACAUUCGAUAAUAACUAGAGAAAUAAAACAUAAUGAAGUUGUGGUUGGUCGAAAUAUCUCCUAUGGAACUAACUCUAAAGUAGAGAUUCCAGUAUUAGGUUACAAUGUAAAUGGAAUUCACAAUAACGUGGUUUCGAGAAAUCAUGAUGUGGAGGAUAGUAAGAAAACUUAUAAAAGAAUGUACAUCACGUAUUGCAGUUUAAGUUUAUUUUCUUUCGUGGUUAGAUUAGACGACGAUAAUUUUUACUUGAGCGCAUCGAACAAUGAUGAAGAAAGACAUUGUGAAUGUUUGAUGAUUCACCAUAAAACUAUUGGCGGUCAAUCAGCGAAAGCGCCUUCUAAGAUCGUGGUAAUAGAAUGGCACGACUCGGAAGCCGAAGUAUCAAGAAAAGUUUGGCAUCGCAUCGAGAUAGGCGACUCGAAUAAUGAUUUUGUACAAGCCGGCGUUUCGAGUGCCCCGAUGUUUGAAAUAAAGGAUCCAUCAUUAGAACAAAUUAUGAAGUUCCGGAUAUCAACCGAAGAACCAUUACUUAACACCGAUGAAUCAAGAGUUUGUAUACUACCAUCCGAGAAAAAUGUAAACACUAUAAAAAAAAGUAUUACUUUGAAGCCGAUGGAAGAAUUUGACGCAAAUUUUACAAAAACUGGUGACAUAAUAGGCCAUGGUGCAUUUGGUAGUGUUGUAUUAGUUUAUAAUGAUAAAGGAGAAUUUUAUGCGGCAAAAAUACUAAAAACUAGGACACAGAAAAAGAGAGAUGCCGCUGUAAGAGAAUACGAAAUGAUGAGGAGAUUGCGACAUCCAAAACUCGUGGAACUUUACGAUUCGUUUCAAUCGAGGGAAUCAUUUAUUCUAGUAAUGGAUUAUUUAUGGGGUGGAGAGCUAUUUGACAGAAUAGUGGAAGAAGAACACAUAAAAGAAGUGGACGUAGUUUCCUACGUCCGACAAAUAUGUGAAGCCCUACUUUACUUACACGAACGACAGAUAGCUCACUUAGACUUAAAACCAGAAAAUAUAAUUUGCCUUAGUCCGAAUUCUAGACAAGUAAAAAUAAUUGAUUUCGGUUUAGCUCGAGUACUAGAUGCUAGUCAUGUGACGAGGGCUAUUUACGGAACGAGAGAUUACGUCGCUCCUGAAGUAUUGAAUUUCGAACAAAUCACCUUGGCGUGUGAUAUGUGGAGUUUGGGCGUCGUAACCUAUAUGUUAUUAUCUGGGGUUAUGCCAUUCAGUGGUGAUAGUUGGCCGGAGCGAUCAGCAAAUAUUACAAUGGCCAAUUACAACUACCACGAAUCAGCUUUUAAGGAAAUAUCUGAUCUAGCUAAAGAUUUUGUUGAUCGUCUUCUUGUUUUACAACCUGAAAAGCGCAUGAAAUCAUCUGUCGCACUAAAUCAUCAAUGGAUAAUAGAGGGACCUCCUGAAGGCACGAGGGCCGGGCGUAUGAAACGAGCUCAAGAAAACUUGAAAUCAUACCUAGCUAACCAUAGAGCGAGAUGGCAAAGAGCUGGAAAUGUUAUGAUAGCAGCGCACAGACUUCGAACCUACAUGGGCAGUCAACGAAGCCUCAUCUCAGCUGAACGAGAGUCACCUCGAGUAACUUAGUUUUUCUAGGCUAGGCAUCAAGCCUUAUUUCUAAAACAUUGCAGUAUUGAAGUGAAUGUAUCAAUUUCGAGAAAAAAUUGGUAUCUUAAUAAAAAGCAAGACCUAAAAAAA